AUGUACUGCAGGGCAGUUGGCUCCAUGUUGGGCCGGAUUACUAAGCUCAAGGACUGCAAGGUGGUGGGUUCAGCAGGGUCUGACGCCAAGGUGGCCUUCCUUAAAGAGCUGGGCUUCGACGAGGCCUUCAACUACAAGACUGUUAGUUCUCUGGAGGAGGCACUGAAGAAGGCCUCUCCAGAGGGAUACGACUGCUUCUUUGAAAACGUGGGAGGCCCCUUUUCAACUGUUGCCUUGCAGCAGAUGAAGAACUUUGGAAGAAUAGCUGUGUGUGGAAGUAUUUCUGUGUACAAUGACACCACUCCUCAGACAGGCCCGUACCCCAUCUGA
Messenger RNA from Lates calcarifer (barramundi perch), 330 nucleotides. RefSeq names its product prostaglandin reductase 1-like. The coding region runs from base 1 to 330 and encodes 109 amino acids. The record is from RefSeq and is a predicted model, not a curated record. Gene Ontology annotation, molecular function: 15-oxoprostaglandin 13-reductase [NAD(P)+] activity. The transcript has 4 exons. Gene Ontology annotation, biological process: prostaglandin metabolic process. Lineage: Eukaryota; Metazoa; Chordata; Actinopteri; Centropomidae.